This is a messenger RNA of Dichomitus squalens LYAD-421 SS1, 453 nucleotides long. RefSeq lists its product as uncharacterized. The record is from RefSeq and is a predicted model, not a curated record. The transcript is spliced from 3 exons. Lineage: Eukaryota; Fungi; Basidiomycota; Agaricomycetes; Polyporales; Polyporaceae. The annotation marks the transcript as partial.
GCGCUGGAGAAGACGGCCGAGGUCAUUAAACAGUAUAGCGAUGAGAUGGUGAAGAGGUGGAAGGAAGAGAUAGACACUCUCCUCGUCUACGCGGGUCUGUUCUCAGCCAUCCUCACCGCGUUCAAUGUGCAAUCCUACCUCCUCCUCCAACCCAGUACCCCCUUCUCCGUCAACCCUCCUGGCGCACUCGUCAACUCCACCCAUCCUGUGACUCCCUUCGCUCCCAUCCCGAUGGCCCCGGUCGAGACGUGGGCUGUCUGGCUGAACAGCCUGUGGUUCUCCGCGCUCAUAUGCAGUCUCGCGUCCGCUUCGAUCGGCAUAUUGGUCAAGCAGUGGUUGCACGAGUAUGAAGCUGGCAUCUCGGGGACCUCAGUAGAAAUCGCACGGCUGCGGCAAUACCGGCUGAAUCACCUUGCCAAGUGGCGCGUUGCAGAGAUCAUCGCCAUCCUGCCA